GUUCAGAGGCGGCCGGGAGAGCGCAGGAAUUCCCACUGGCUCCUGGAGCUGCCCCGCGGUCCCCAUGGCCCCCCGGCCCUGCCCGAGGUGAAAGUGGAAGGGACGGGAACCUCAUCCCCUCUCUACACCACGAGUGCAGCAGAGUCAGCAGAGUCAGCAGUGCAGACCCAGCUGCUCUCAUGGCUGCUGCAGACCCUGUCCUGCCCCCCGAGGAGGUGGCUUUGCUGGAGCUGGGGAAAGUGGCCCUGGAUAAGGUGCCCCCAGCCCUGGAUGAACACCUCGAGGACCCUGAUGCCACCCUGCCGUGGGACCGGUGCCAGCACAGCGCCCAGGGCCAGCCGGAGUCUGCGGAGGCAAAGAGGCGCUCGAGUCCCGAGGGGGGCGAAGACCCCGAGGAAGCUGCUCCCACCUGCCCCCCAGCUGAGGCCAAGGAGGAUGAGGAAGGCCCUGGGCUGCCCGUGACGGCGGCCCAUGUCUUCGUGCCCAUCGACCCGCAGUGCAUCGAGCAGAGUCCCUGCAAGCAGAAGCAGCACCCCGCUCCGUGGCCCCAGCAGGAGGGCAGGGGGGGCCACGCUCCUCCCAGCAACAGACCCAGCAGCCUCCACCACAAGCAGGUCUUCCUCCCCCUCGGCCCCUCGCGCUACCGGGACCCCCUGGGCUUUGAGGGGCGCGUGGCCAAGCCCCCGGUGGAGGGGCCGCAGUGCCCGCGUGGCUCCGACAACCUCAAGGCCGUGGCCUCGGUGGCGGGGGCCCUGCUCCUCUGCCCCUGCCUCCUCUACGGCGCCUACGUCUUCCUGCCCUUCGACGCCCCGCUGCUGCCCACCGUCAGCGCCCGCCUGGUGUACGCGCUGCGCUGCUCCGCCUUCGCCACCUUCCCCGUGGUGCUGGGGAUGAUCAUCAGCGGCAUCUCCCGCCUCUGCUCCUCUGCCCUGGAGCCCUUUGGGGAGCUGCAGCGGGAGGUGGAGAUCCACCGCACCUUCGUCUCCCAGUCCAUCCAGCUCUUCAUCCUCUACUUCCUCAACAUGGUCGUGCUGGCCACCUACCUCCCUCAGGAGCUCCUCAAGCUCAUCCCGCUGCUCACGGGGCUCUUCGCCAUCUCCCGGUUGAUUUUCUGGCUCUCCUACGCCAUCAGCCGCUCCUUCCGCGCCUUCGGCUUCAGCAUGACCUUCCUGCCGCUCCUGGCCAUGCUGGUGUGGAACCUGUACGGCAUGUUCGUCCUGGAGCCCGAGAACCUCCUCUCUGUGGCAGCGCCGCAGCCCGAGGGCCGCUCCAAGGGCAGCGGAGCCAAGCUCCGGCACUGGGGGUGA
Myiozetetes cayanensis is the source of this 1307-nucleotide messenger RNA. RefSeq names its product transmembrane protein 79 (gene TMEM79). Gene Ontology annotation, biological process: regulated exocytosis. Gene Ontology annotation, cellular component: lysosomal membrane; trans-Golgi network membrane. The record is from RefSeq and is a predicted model, not a curated record. Lineage: Eukaryota; Metazoa; Chordata; Aves; Passeriformes; Tyrannidae.